UUAGAUUUGAUCAAGAAAAAAAUAAAAUGCUUCUUUACGAGCGUGCCUGCCUUUGGCUGGGUCAUAUAAAACUGUCUCGUGUUAUUGUAAUGGUUUCUGUUAUUCUUUUCGUCGUGCCGCUUUUUACACAUUAUUAUUUAUCUAAGUAUGAAACUGCAUCUGUUGCUUUAGGAAGCAAUUCAAUGCGGCAUACUUUAGAAGCUCUAGGAGAUAUAUCAACAAUGAAUGUAGCUGAUCUUAAAUUAAGAAUAGAAGAAAUGCUUAGAAUUAAGGCUUCAGUGUCUACCGAACUCCGAGAAUUAGAAGAAAAGCGUGGGAGACUUCAACGUGAAUCUGCAGCUGCAAGUACAAAAGCUGAUAAUGUCAAAGCUGAAUAUGCAAGGGCUACAGCAGAGUUGCAGCGAUUACGGGUUUCCGCAGAUCAAGCGCGACUCGCUCAGCUCGAGGCGAUCCGGCGCGACACACCUGAGCUUGCACCUCCCGCUCUCAUACUACCCUCACAACCUCCACCCAUACUUCCACCAAUAAGUCACUCUUCGGAGAUAAACUGUCGAAUGCAUUCCUGCUUUGAUCAUUCCCGAUGUUCGCUAACUUCAGGUUUUCCUGUCUAUUUCUACGAUCCCGAUAUCUUUUCACCGCUAGCAGGUGCCGAAGUAGAUGGAUUCCUUAAAACUACACUGCGGCAGACUCUCGGAUAUAACGCUCAUCUUACACAGAAUCCCAAUGAGGCUUGUGUAUAUCUAGUUCUAGUCGGAGAAUCGUUCCCAUUCGAAAAAGCAGUUUCGUCGACACUAGAGCCAUAUAAAUUAUUAAAUGAAACCGCAAUCAAAAAUUUACCUUAUUGGGGGGGCGAUGGUCGUAAUCAUGUCUUACUGAAUUUAGCGAGACGGGAACUAUCUGUAGGCUCGGGCGACGCUUUCUCCGGAGCAUCCACAGGCAGGGCCAUGAUCGCUCAAUCGACGUUCACGUUGAAUCAGUUUCGAGCAGGAUUCGACCUGGUGACCCCGCCGGCGCUCGGCCCACCUGGCGGCGAUGUAUGGUCCGACUGUGCGCCCAUGGCCCCGGCAAGGAGAAAGUAUCUUCUCAGUUUUCAGGGUUCACAAUCGCCCACUAAUUCGAUUCAAAAGGACAAUGAUACUUAUUUAAUAGAACACCUAAAGAAGAUGGCAAGCAUGGCUCCCGAAUCUGAUUUAUUUUACUUGCAAUUCGAUUGCGAUCCGCCUGUCGAGAAGCGCUCGUUGAAAUCUAUCGGCGAUUGGGCGUUGUGUGGAACAGAUAGAUCGAGACGAUCCGUUUUGCGGGAUUCGACUUUCGUGUUGAUAUUAGCUCCAGGUGAUAGUAGUUAUACUACGACUGCGUUAUUACAAGCAAGACUUUACGAAGCGCUACGUUCGGGCGCUAUCCCGGCCAUUCUAGGCGGAGAUCGGACAAAGUUACCGUACGAUGAGGUGCUCGAUUGGCGUCGAGCUGUUUUAUCAUUGCCCAAAGCGCGUGUAACGGAACUGCAUUUUCUUCUGCGAGCGUUGUCGGAUUCUGAUCUACUAGCAUUCAGGAGGCAAGGCAGGGUUUUAUGGGAACGUUAUCUGAGUUCGGUACAAGCGAGUAUGGAUUCCUUACUGGCGACGAUACGUACUCGACUAAACAUACCGGCGCGGCCAGCAGCACCGAUUAUGGGUGCGCCCGCAUUCAAUGAUUCCUUCUCUCCACCGAAGCUGGAACCACCAGCGGUAGACGCCGAACCCGAGGAAACAUUAGGUCCUCUGGAAGCCCCUUAUCCGAGUCCAGCGUACAGACGAAACUAUUCUUUGGCCCUGCUGCACGGGUACGAGAUGUGGAAUGAAUGGGGAGAGCCCUUCGCACUCUAUCCACAAUUACCUUGGGACCCUCCGGUGACGUCAGAGGCCAGGUACAUGGGUUCAGCGGCGGGUUUCCGACCUAUAGGCGCGGGGGCCGGUGGGUCCGGUAAAGAGUUCAGCGAGGCUCUGGGAGGAGACCGGCCGCGGGAGCAGUUUACGAUCGUCAUAUUGACCUACGAGCGAGAAACGGUGCUAGCUGCGGCACUCGCACGUCUUCGUGGGUUACCCUAUUUAAAUAAGGUGGUAGUGGUAUGGAAUGGUGUGACACCGCCGAGUGCCGCGGCGUGGCCGGACUGCGGUGCGCCCGUGGCUGUGGUGCGCGCGGCUCGAAACUCCCUCAACAACCGCUUCCUGCCCUACCACGUCAUUGACACUGAGGCCGUGCUCUGCGUUGACGAUGAUGCACAUCUCAGACAUGAUGAGAUCAUUUUUGCAUUCAGAGUGUGGCGUGAACAUCGCGACAGAAUCGUCGGGUUUCCAGGCCGAUAUCACGCCUGGGAUCUUAAUUUCAAUAAUGGAUUCCUUUACAAUUCGAAUUAUAGCUGCGAGCUGAGCAUGGUGCUGACGGGAGCGGCGUUCGUACACCGCUACUACUUGUGGGCGUACUGGCGCGCGCUGCCCGCCGCAGUACGAGACUACGUGGACCAUUACAUGAACUGUGAGGACAUCGCCAUGAACUUCCUCGUCGCUCACAUCACCAGGAAACCACCCGUUAAAGUGACAUCACGUUGGACUUUCCGAUGUCCUGGUUGUCCCGUCACCUUGUCAGCCGAUGAGACGCACUUCCACGAGAGACACAAGUGCAUACAGUUCUUCUCUCAGGUAAUGGGCUACACGCCGUUGCUUUCGACGCAGUUUCGCGCUGACUCGGUUCUGUUUAAGACGCGGAUACCUCACGACAAACAGAAGUGUUUCAAGUUCAUAUAAAACAGGUAUCUGCUAAGCGAUACAUGGCGUAAGUUUAAAGAUAAUCGAAAUUGUAAAGUACACCAGAAAUUUUACUUGGCACGUCGGGUACAAGAGUACUUUACUGCAAGACGUGCCAACUCUCUGUUUAUCAACAAUCUUACAAAUAAAUAUUGUAAAUUGUCUUUUGAAAGUUUUUAAUUGUAGUAGCAAAUGAUCCUAAAAUAUUAUGAUCUAGUGAAAUGUUUUGAUUGACCAUAAAUUGUUUCCGUGGUCGAGUAUAAAUUCAUCUUGUCAUCUCACUUUUUUUAUUUGAAAAAUGUAAGACAACAAUAUACAUGUGUAAAGAUAAUGGAAUUUCACGAUAUGACAGUUAU
Molecule: messenger RNA, 3139 nt
Organism: Papilio machaon (common yellow swallowtail)
Lineage: Eukaryota; Metazoa; Arthropoda; Insecta; Lepidoptera; Papilionidae
Gene: botv
Product: exostosin-3
Exons: 10
Coding region: 27-2783 (918 amino acids)
Cellular component (GO): membrane
Molecular function (GO): glycosyltransferase activity
Source: RefSeq, a predicted model, not a curated record